UUGCAAAUGGAGUUACAUAGCAUGAGUUGACUGAACGGCAAAACUUAUUCGAAUGAAACGAAAUGACACAAGACUUAUAGUCUCAUCUGUGAGAAGCUGUGAAAAUUUCAUCUCAUCAAUCGGUCCGGAAAAUUUUUCAGAAAUAUCUCGAAAAUAAACUUUUUUUUAUGAAACUGGCGUUCUCUAUUUGAUAUUCGGUUUAAUAACUAGUUUAAUAAUAAUAAAUUUUAGUCAAGAUGAUGAUAAAAAUAACAUUAAUUAAUUUUUACCAAUUGUACUGAUCGAUUGUCCCAUUGAAAUAAUUUUCAACACAGUUAAUCGUGUUGUGAUCGUUGAUAAUCUUGUAACUUGAAUUCCGGUAUCACAUAUACUCGCUAUUGUUUAAUGAUGACCACAUGCACAGAUAACUGAACAAUAUACACGCAAUAAGCUAAAUGUUGUAGUGGACCAUGGUGUGUUCAUAAUAAACAAUUGAUCGAACGGUCAGUGCUAUGUAUAGCAUUAGUUUCAAUGUAAACAUGCUCGCAAGUAAAAACGAGCUGUUCAAAGUAUACUCAAGUGAGAUAAAAUUAAAAUGAAAGAGAAAAAACUGAAUAUUUAACAAUGUAAACAAACUUUCACCAAACAACAUUUUGCCGUCCAAUCCACGACGCUAAUACUCGUAACUAACGGAGGGUACGUGCAAAGUAUUUAUCAUUGUAUUUUACGAUUUUAAUUAAAUAUUAUUAAUUAAAUUAUAACAUAUUAGGUGUAAUUUAUUAUUUUUUAAAUCCGACCAGUGCAUUCCGAACGAAACCACUGCUACCGCAUACAAAACGCACAACACACUAUCGACCGGUAAAAACCUCAUAAUAGGUGUGAAUUUAAUGGGCAAGAUGAGAGAAGACAUCAUGCGAAUGCUAUGACAACUGUGUUUGUAUUUGGCAUCUAAAAUGUUUGUACAAUAGCACUCAAAAACCUCAAGAGUUCAUUUGACUUUGGGUGAAAGAAGUAGAAAAUGAAAUCGUUUAAAUCGUUUGUUAUUGGCAUGCAUGCAGCCAUCAUUGGCCGAUUGCUUGGAGAACGUGCAAUUUAUAUUGUAUGUGUGCGCACCGCGCGUUCAACAAACUUAACAAAAACAGAAACUGAAAUACAACACGAAAAAAAAAAAACAUUCAUUUAAUCUAAUUCGUUGGUCGAGCCGCCCACUACAUCCUACCUAAAAACGAAUAAUCCACCAUAUACGAUGAGCAUGAGUAUUUAUUUUGGUUGAUCAGUCACACGAAAUCUGAACUGAACAAACAAAAAUUGCACUCACAGAUAAAGUGUCAGUCAAGUGUUGCGGUUGAUCAAAUUGCGUCGCUUGAAAAUUUAAUUUUACAUAUUACAUCUUAGUCAUAGUUGGAAACGUGAACGAGAACCGUGUGGUUUGGCUUUUAAUUUAUGGAGAAGAAAAAAUUCUUUCUGAAGAAAAGGGGUUCCAAAGUGCGGUAAAAUGGUUUAUAUAGCAACACUACAAUUGAAAACGCUAAUCAUUGCAGUAGCGGCGUCAUGUAUAAUAAUUAACACCGAAAUAAUGUGUGAAAUAGGCGAAAAACGACCACACAUCAUUUUCAUAUUGGCUGAUGACAUGGGAUGGAAUGACGUUAGUUUUCAUGGUUCAGCUCAAAUACCCACUCCAAAUAUCGAUGCACUUGCUUAUGCCGGUCUGAUCCUUAACAAUUACUAUGUAACACCAAUUUGUACCCCAUCGCGGUCCAGUCUGAUGACGGGCAAAUACCCAAUCCAUACUGGAAUGCAACACACAGUAUUGUAUGCGGCUGAACCACGGGGACUUCCUCUUACGGAAAAAAUACUGCCACAAUACUUGAGAGAAUUGGGCUAUAAAAAUCACUGUGUUGGAAAAUGGCACUUGGGACAUUUUAAGCGUGAAUAUACUCCAUUGCAUCGCGGCUUCGACAGUCACAUUGGCUAUUGGACAGGUCAUCAUGAUUACUUUGAUCAUACCGCAUUCGAGCAACGACAAUGGGGCUUCGACAUACGAAGAGGAAUGGACGUUGCCUAUGAUUUACACGGUCAGUAUACAACGGACAUCAUUACCAAUGAAUCGGUUCGAAUUGUUCGAUCGCACAAUACAUCAAUCCCAUUAUUUUUGUACAUCGCUCAUGCAGCUGUCCAUUCCGGCAAUCCAUAUAAUCCAUUGCCAGCUCCGGACUCAACCACAAGCAAAUUUACACAUAUUAGUGAUUUUGCACGGAGAAAAUAUGCGGCAAUGAUGACACAUCUUGACUAUUCGGUUGGAGCUGUUGUUCAUGCACUAAGCCAAAAUAAUAUGCUAAAUGAUUCGAUUAUAAUAUUCAGCACUGAUAACGGUGGUCCAGCUGAAGGGUUUAAUUUGAAUGCAGCAUCAAAUUGGCCAUUGCGAGGUGUUAAAAAUACAUUAUGGGAGGGUGGGGUACGAGGUGCUGCAUUGCUAUUCAGUCCAAAAAUUGUGAAAAAACACCGCGUCUCUAAUCAAACCAUGCACAUCGCUGACUGGCUUCCAACAUUGUUCCAUGUUGCCGGAGGAAAUGUUGAGCAUUUGAACGCGACUCUCGAUGGAAAAAACAUGUGGUCGUCCCUUUCAGAAGAUACAAAAUCAAAUCGCACGGAAAUUUUACAUAAUAUUGAUGAUAUUUAUGGAAGUGCUUCACUAACGGUUGGUGAAUGGAAAGUUCAUAAGGGAACCAAUUAUAAUGGCGCUUGGGAUCAGUGGUAUGGGCCGGCUGGAAUCCGGUCGACGACAGCGUAUAAUGCCAAUGCUGUAUCGAACUGUCCAGCUGGUCAAGCAUUGAAUCAACUAAAUUUACUGCCAACAGUUCAGCAUAUGCGAAAAAUGCGAACCGAUGCCACUGUUGAUUGUUUGAAAAAUCAAAACUCUGUAUCUAUUUGUCGACCACUUGAAAAGCCAUGUCUUUUCAAUGUCAAUCUAGAUCCGUGCGAGCAGAAUAACUUAGCUGAUGAGUCAUUUAUUUACUCUGCUUUUAUUCUUUCCCGAAAAAGACAUCCCGAGAUUCUGAAUUCUUUAUUGGAAAGGUUGAACGCCUACAACGAAACAGCUCUUCUACCUGCCAAUUUACCGCUAGAUCCAAAUGGUGAUCCUCGAUUUUUCGAUAAUACAUGGACUAAUUUCGGUGAUUUCAGCAAAGAUAUAUAAUGAUGGA
This is a messenger RNA of Sitodiplosis mosellana (orange wheat blossom midge), 3182 nucleotides long. Its product is annotated as arylsulfatase B. The record is from RefSeq and is a predicted model, not a curated record. The coding region runs from base 1475 to 3175 and encodes 566 amino acids. Lineage: Eukaryota; Metazoa; Arthropoda; Insecta; Diptera; Cecidomyiidae. The transcript is spliced from 10 exons.